GCGCGCAUAUAUUAUUAGCGGGAAUAUAUAGUAACUUCAUUUCUACUUUCUGAUUGGUAACAAGAAUCAUUGAGAGAAUGAACUAGUGUAUUGGAGAAAUUGUCAUCACUUAUUUUCUUUUAUAAAACUGAAACUUCUUUUUUUAAAAGAAAACUACAACUUGCUGAUAUUUUAACAUACUAUAUUGGUAUAUAGGAAAAUAAAAGAAAUAAAAAAUCAAAGUAGAAGAACUGUUGGAAUACUUGUGGAAAAAGUCUUGUACCGUUAAAGAAUGGACAAACAAUGGAAGCAUCUACUGCUUAGCAUUCUCCUGGUAACCAGUAACAUCUGUCAAAUUGUCGGACAAAACUACGACGAAUCAACAGAUUUUGAUGAAUUCGAAUUGCCUGGUGCGGAAGGUUAUACAGAUAAUUUACAAAAGAGACUAAGCAAAUUUGUGCGAAUCGGUCGAGGCCUAAGUUCUUUCAUUAGAAUUGGAAGACAAGUUCCAUUUGAAGAAUUAGACUUUUACCAAUCUGCAGAUAUUCCACAUGCAAUUGAUAAUGAAAAUGGUGAUACCGACAAUAGUGCCUUUUUUGAACUGGAACCGGAAAAUAUUAAUAAACCUUCAAAACGACUAAGUUCAUUUGUACGAAUUGGACGGAAUUAUAACGGAGGAAAUGUACUUCCAGAAAACGAUGUUAAUAAACGUGCGGCAGCUUUCAUUCGCAUGGGUAAAUUUCCUACUUCCGCAUUUCUGAGGAAUCGCCCUGGAAGAGUUGAUGGUUACAAUUCGCAACCUUAUUAUCGUCGUACUGGUAGGAUUGGCCAUUCUUCAUUUAUUCGAAUAGGGAAAAGGGAUACCUCAGACGCUCUCAGACGCAUGUCCGAAAAUGAAAACCAGUAUGAAAAUGGAGAUUUGAUACAGCAGUUGAAAAAUGCACAGAGUGAUGAUGAAAUUGAAUCCAUACUCAAAACUGAUAACAGCAGAUAUCUUAAAAUUGGUAGGGACGUUGAAGAUGAAUCUAUUGAAAAAGGUAUAAAUGAAACUGAUAACAAAAGAUAUCUUAAGAUCGGUAGAGACGUUGAGGAUGAAUCCAGUGAAAAGGAUACUGAAAUCUCGUCGCUCGCAGCUGCACAGGAUGACAAAACGGUGGAAUCACUCGAUAAAAGACUGAGCAAUUUCGUUCGUAUCGGGAAAGGGGGUCCAUCACCUAUUGAAUAUCCAUACAACUGGCCGGACACACAACAACAAAAGCGAUUAAGCAAUUUUGUCAGAAUAGGAAGGAAUAGUGAUAACCUCGAUAAAAGAAUAAGUUCCUUCGUAAGAAUUGGAAGAGGACGGAACCUGGCAGAUGACAUCGCGAAACGCCGAGUCAGUUCUUUUGUGAGAAUAGGAAAGAAGUCCAAAACGAUUGAUCCAAAUACUGAACAGAGAACCAGACCACUUGUUGGAACAUUGAAAUCAACUGACUUCAAUAACGGAAACAAAGCGAAAAGAAUAAGCUCAUUUGUACGAAUAGGAAAAAACCCAGAACAGUUAGAUAAUGAAAUGAACAAGAGGUAUAGUUCUUUCGUUAGAAUCGGAAAAAGUGGCAACAGUCUGGAAAAUGAUUUGGCUAAAAGGUACAGUUCUUUUGUAAGAAUCGGUCGAAAUUAUCCGCAGUCAGAAAAUGAGUACAAUAAACGUUUAAGUUCAUUUAUAAGAGUAGGAAAGAACAAUCCCGGAACAGACAAUGAAUAUAACAAACGUUACAGCAGCUUUGUAAGAAUCGGAAAAGACAGUCCAUCCAUUAUUGAUAAUGCUGCCAAAAGGUAUAGUUCGUUCGUACGAAUAGGAAAGAACAGCGACGAUUUCGACCCUAGCUAUGACAAAAGGCUGAGCUCUUUCAUUCGUGUCGGAAAGGAAAUGAAUGGCAUGAGAAAUUAUCCAGAGGAUACGCAAUCAGGCGACAGCUACAAAGAUCAAACACGUAAAAUAGAAAAAAGAGCAGCAAGUACUGAACAAAUCAACAAAAAAGUAAACAUGUGAGUUUACUCUUCUGCGAUCACCAGAUGAUUCUCGCCAGAAUCCUGGAAAAUCCGGAUUAGACUCUUAAAAAACAGAAAUAUAAUUUAAGAAGUCAGAGAAAAACAUUAUUGCAAUCAUUUUUGUUUUGUUUUGAAAACGUUUAAGAAAAAACUUAGCAUGGCGUGUCAAGCAGAAUAUUAAAUGAGCCAUACUUCAGGAAAAUUUAAAGACAUUGGGUGUAAUGCCGUGGUUCUCACCAUGAACACUGUUUAACGUUGGUUUCGUAGAUACUUGCGUGCUAAAUGAUUUGCUGGCUUAAUCAUACCUGAAACAUAUCGACGGUUAUUCGAAUGCUUCACUUUGUAACUGUAAGAUGUAAUACUUGGUUUUCUUUGUUGACUCUUGUUUAUGUUUUUAUAACUUCUGAGAAACAAAACAUAUUUCAUUUUUUUAAAUCAAUGAUGCAAUUCCCUUUCUAUAAGACUAGUACAAAAUAUUGAAGUAGAUAUAUUUUUGUGAUCUUUUAUUAAAUUGUUACAAAGUUAAUUAAAAUAAAACAUCUGGCUUA
Messenger RNA from Mercenaria mercenaria, 2558 nucleotides. RefSeq lists its product as uncharacterized. Lineage: Eukaryota; Metazoa; Mollusca; Bivalvia; Venerida; Veneridae. The transcript is spliced from 3 exons. Bases 272 to 2011 code for a protein of 579 amino acids. The record is from RefSeq and is a predicted model, not a curated record.